Aspergillus alliaceus is the source of this 697-nucleotide messenger RNA. RefSeq lists its product as uncharacterized. The coding region runs from base 96 to 575 and encodes 159 amino acids. The transcript has 3 exons. NCBI's taxonomy places the organism in Eukaryota, Fungi, Ascomycota, Eurotiomycetes, Eurotiales, Aspergillaceae. The record is from RefSeq and is a predicted model, not a curated record.
UAUUAAUUGAGUUCAUUGAUUUAGGUUCUUUUUUUGGUGAUUGGGAGUUUGCUCGUUGCUGAGGUUUUUAUAUCAACUUGUGACUUUUGUCGGGGAUGGGUUCUGUUGGGCCGAGAGCCUCGAAGGAGGAGUUUAUGCAGGCUUUGGGGUUGAAUUCGCAAGAUCCGCAACACGAGCAGAUAUACAGGGCUAUGAGGGAUGAAGCGAUUGCUGUUUAUAAUCGCCUUAACGAAGAUACUUCGCAUCUGCUUGAGAGUGUAGCGAAUGACCCGUUAACACGGCCGCCUUUCUUCUGGCAUCAUAUUCGUCCGGAGCGUCAACGGUGGGGGAUUAUCGAGAUCUCGCAGAAUGCUGGGCUUUUAACUCGUCCGUUUUUCGCUCGUGGUGCCAUUACCGGAGAGUACGGUCCGAAUUGGGUGGCUGGGUGGCUGCUGUAUAGUGUGUUUCGGUCGAGGGAUGUUCGGAAUAAUCGCAAUCGGCGAAAGGGGGAUGAUCAUGGACAAGGCUCGAAGACGAAGAAACAAGAAGAGGAUGCGCCGCCGAAGAAGUAUUAUGAUCCGGUGAGGAAUGGGUAGACAGGGGAGGCUGCGGGGGAUAUGACGGCUUUAUCACUCUCGAGUUCUAAAAUGCGCAUGUUACACCACUUUUAAUCAUCUUCCUCGUCUUCUUUCGAUCGACUCGAUCCGUUCUUUUGAGC